UUUUUUCGAAAUAUUGCAAACUAACCGGCCUUUAAACAUAAUUGGUUGUUUAAAGUUGUACCGGCGUUUGUAUAUGUUUCAGAAAUUAAAAAAAUUGGGAGUUAGUGAGUGAAUUUUAACUUAAAUUCACAUUUGUUGCUCGCGCAGGCUGAUAGUCACGUGAGUCACGAACACUAUAAAGCCGGAGGAGGUCACUGUGCCCGUUAAUCUUCGUUUGAGAGAAAGGCGAAGACUAUCUUCUUCAGCGGUCUAAAGGUUCCUUUUGUGUGGUUGGCCCGUCCAAAGUAAAUUUGUCUUCCACAUGGCCUUCAUAAAAUUUGGAACCAGUACUAGUCCAUGCAAGGUGACCCCUGAAGAGAGGGUAAAAGAGGUUGAAAAUUAUGAUAGCAGGGGAAACUGUGAUCCAGACAAACUUCUACAGUGUCCUUUUGACAAAAACCACCAAAUCCGCUCCUGCCGCUUCCCAUAUCACCUGAUUAAGUGCAGGAAGAAUCACCCAAAACUGGCCAGUGAACUGAAAACCUGUCCAUUUAAUGCUCGCCACCUGGUUCCCAAGCAUGAGCUUGCUCGCCACACAGAGACCUGCGAGGACAGAAUAUCUGUGGACACUGAAGAUGUUGGAAGCAGAAAUGGACAUGUUGGCUGGGAUGUUCCAGUCAACACUUGGGUCAAUCCAAACAUGACUGAGGACUGGGAUAAGGAGGCAGAUAACGUUCAAACUCCAUUUGUGUGGGGUGUAAGCUCCAAGUUGAACCAAAUACUGGCCGCCAGACCCAGUAACAACCUUAGUCCAAACUUCAGAGCUCCCAGUACGCUGCCAUGGCCCAAUUACGAGCUCUAAGGUCUUCCGAAGCUGUUCCUAUGGAUGGGUGUUCUUUGCAUGUUUUGAUCAGUUUGAAUGUGGAUAAACUAUUUGAAACUUCACAUGGCUUGUAGUUGCAUGAAUCUCAUUUAGUCACUAAGUGCAGAGGAUAUUUUACAACAAAUAUAACCUGUAGUUGAGCAAUCUUUUUAUUUUUGCAAGUCUUAUUGUUUUUAAGGUUGUGACAUUGCUGCGUUAGAUUUUUUUUAGUAAAAGUUUCCUUUGUUGAAGAAUUGUGUGGUUUAGUUAUCUUUAAAUGUGCUAACUUUUUUUGUAAGCACUAAAAACGUUGCACUGCAUGUAAACUCUUUUCAUAGAAGUUCCCAUAAUCCAGACAUAAUCUUGUCUGGAACACAGUAGUUAAGGAUUGUUACUUGAAUAUGGUAAUUUAAGCAGCAGUUUAACCCCAUCCCCCAAUUAUGGGUUAAGAUGUGGCUAGUUUGAGAUGUAGGCUUUGAGGUUUACUUUAGGAUUUCAGUAUAGGCUCAGUAGUUAUUUUUUUCCCUCACUGAUAAUUGAAUAAAUUUCUGAGCAUUUGAA
Messenger RNA from Xiphophorus hellerii (green swordtail), 1402 nucleotides. It is a transcript of the gene gtsf1, whose product is annotated as gametocyte specific factor 1. The transcript has 7 exons. Lineage: Eukaryota; Metazoa; Chordata; Actinopteri; Cyprinodontiformes; Poeciliidae. The record is from RefSeq and is a predicted model, not a curated record. The coding region runs from base 302 to 841 and encodes 179 amino acids.